Messenger RNA from Penicillium crustosum, 621 nucleotides. RefSeq names its product acyl carrier protein. Gene Ontology annotation, molecular function: fatty acid synthase activity; phosphopantetheine binding. The record is from RefSeq and is a predicted model, not a curated record. The coding region runs from base 1 to 621 and encodes 206 amino acids. The transcript has 2 exons. Gene Ontology annotation, biological process: fatty acid biosynthetic process; secondary metabolite biosynthetic process. Lineage: Eukaryota; Fungi; Ascomycota; Eurotiomycetes; Eurotiales; Aspergillaceae.
AUGAGCGCUAUGCUCCUUCUUGACCUCGGUGUUAUUGAAGAUGUUGGUUAUAUCCACGAACGAGAUGGCAUGCAACAGAAGCUGGACACCAGCAUCUGGGUGGGCAUCAACGAGGGCCUCUUGCGUCGCACCCUGUGCUUUUCAAUCUUGCAGCAACGAGCCGAUGCGCCAUCGACACUCUCCGCCACGCAGAUAAUCACGGGCAUCCCCGUACCUCAGCCUGAGAAUUCGCAGUUGUUGCAAGACGCUCGAUUUUCUGGUCUCUUUACCACCACUGGGCGCACAGCGACCGGCAGUGGCGAGGGGAAUAGCUCGGCUGGGUCUAAGGAUAUUCAGGCAUUGUUGCUGCUGCUUCGAUCGAAAUCCCCGGAUCAUGCAGCGCAGCUUGCAGCGACUGUAGAGGUAGUCAAUAAGUGCUUUGUGAGAGUCCUUCGACUUUCGGAGCCUAUAGAUACCGGACGGCCUCUCUCGGUUUACGGCAUUGAUUCUUUGGCUGCCGUGGAAGUCCGAAACUGGCUUCGAGUUGAACUUGGGGCUUUGGUAACUACAUUGGAUAUUCUGAACGCUUCAUCGUUGAUUGCUCUGUGCGAGAAGGUUGUAUCGAAAGUGGUCGCUUCAUAG